Molecule: messenger RNA, 565 nt
Organism: Cucumis melo (muskmelon)
Lineage: Eukaryota; Viridiplantae; Streptophyta; Magnoliopsida; Cucurbitales; Cucurbitaceae
Exons: 1
Coding region: 112-345 (77 amino acids)
Source: RefSeq, a predicted model, not a curated record
ACCCUCAGAUUCCCAUAUUCCCAACAUUAAUUUACUAACUCUCAGCAAAUUCGUCCCCCUCCUAUUGUCCGUUAUACGCUCCGUUGUGCUCCGGUAACUUAAUCCCGGCGAAUGGCUGUCGGAGUCGGCGUUCCGAUCUGCAUCGAAUGUGGGACCCACAGCAAUCCGUGCAGAUGCAAGGUGGUGGGGCCGACCCUGGGGUUUUUGGCUUUCGCUGUGGCGGCGGUGGUGGAGUGGCCGGUGGGAGCUCUGGUUUUUUGCUUCCGCCACCACAAUGGCCGCCGUAUCAUGGCGCAUCCGGCUACCGUCGUAUACCCGUCGGUGUCUAAUGCGAUUCCGAUUUGAGAGAAUACGCAACUAAUGCUGUUCCUUGACAUGUUUUUCUUUUCCCAAAGUCCAAUGUAUAUUAAUAAUGCAUCUGAUCAAUUUAAGAGUAAAAUUAAUAGGCCAAAUAUAUACCCUAUGUCUCUUCUUAUAUUAUAUAUAUGUGUGUGUACCUAUAUGUGUGUAGCCAAGUAAUAGUGACAAUUGUAAUCUAAUAAAUAAAUCUAGUUGAAUUGGGUUA